Messenger RNA from Seminavis robusta, 993 nucleotides. NCBI's taxonomy places the organism in Eukaryota, Bacillariophyta, Bacillariophyceae, Naviculales, Naviculaceae. The record is from the annotation of a GenBank genome assembly.
AUGGCCACUCGAACGACAGUGCUGAAACGGACCAUUGAAGGUCUCUAUCGACCUCAUCGAAAACACGAGAUUCUCUUUCAAGGCACCUUCCAGUCGCACUGGGCCCAUCCCGAUUUGGUGGAGAUUGUAAAACAAACACAAAAUGCUACUACUACUAGUAGCACCAUGCCAUCGGCACCACUCACGGUGGAAAUUCCCGAUAGCGUCUACAGUUUUUCCGCAUUCACGUCAGAAUUUGUGAAACUGUUGACGGAAGAAAUUGCAAACUUUUAUGCGGCGAGCGAACGAUUCGACAUUCCCAUUCAUCGUCCCAAUUCCAUGAACAAGUACGGUGUGGUCGUGAACGAGAUUGGAUUGCGACCCUUGAUUAGUUCCUUUCAGCAAGACUAUCUGUGGCCCAUUUCCAAGGUACUCUUUCCCCAAGAAGCCACACCCAAAUUCGAUGGUCAUCAUUCCUUUAUCGUACGGUAUCAAGCCGACGAAGAUUUGGGAUUGGAUAUGCAUACGGACGACUCGGAUGUCACGUUCAAUGUCUGUCUGGGGGAAACCUUUACCGGAUCGACUUUGACAUUUUGUGGCGAGUUUGGAGCGGCCAAUCAUCGACAAUACACGCAUCAAUAUCAUCACCAAGUGGGACGGGCUAUUUUGCAUCUCGGCAGUCGUCGUCAUGGAGCCGAUGACAUUGACACGGGCCGACGCAUGAACUUGAUUGUCUGGAAUCACAACUCGGUGUGGAGAGCCUCCAGCCAAUAUCGAGAAUUGAAACACGGCAUGGGAUAUCAACGGGAACAAGGACUGCCGUCCAAAGUGUGUUUGAGCUAUACGCACGAUGUGGAUUAUCUGGCGUAUCAUGACGACCUGCCGGAGCGGGCCAAGACAUUGCAGUUGCAUCCGUGGUGUCCGCCACCGGGAAUGGAAUACGAAGGGUUUGAAGAUCAACUGCGAGCCAAGGAUAAAAAGAAGAAGACACGUGAUCCAGUGGAUGAAUUGUGA